CAUGUACCAACUGCAGUUCAUACCCAAUACGCGUGCGAAAGGUAGGGAUUACGGACUGAUCCUAGUGUUCGGGUACACAAUCAAGUUUAAAAUUUACAAACGAAAUGGCAGCGCGGCAUUACUUUGCAGCGUUUGCGCUGCUUUUAGCUGUAUUUGCGCAUAAUUGCUAUGCUGAAGAGUCGACAGCUUUGGCCGCCGUUUCAGGAUCACCGUUCAAGAAUGAUCUCGCUUAUACGUUUUAUAAAGAAGGCGCAAAAAUUGGUGCUGAAGCAUUUAAUUCGUCAUACAGAGCGUACGAUAAUUCACAGUGCCUGAAGGAUAUUGAUCGCAUAUCACAAGCUCUUGAUGAGUACUACGAAUGGGCUAUUGAGUUUCCCGACACAUGGGGUCGACUGCCUGUUGGCUUGAUGUGGGGCCAUGCACUGAGCUUUGGCGCCUAUGAAGAAUGUAUUGCCGCUUCUUGGGAAUUCGGUAGAGACGAUGUAUUGCGUGGUCAAUACUGUCUCGCACGUGUACCAAUUAAAAAAUAUAUGGACGAGAUUAAGCCACGUGAAUCGACUUUGCAAGCAAGGAUCAGUUACAAAUAUAAGAGGCCCGAAGUAUUCGAACUGGGUAUUUGUAUACCAAGUUCAUGCUCCGCCGAAUUGGGUAACAAAAUAUUGACAGAAGUAAUGAAUAGACACUACGAUGCUGGUAUCUCUUCAACUAUGGUCCAUGAGAAAUACUGUAAAUAUGAGCAGCCCGUCAAACUACGUGGUAUCGACAUUUUUGCAAUUGUUUUCUUCAGCUUCAUUGUUUUCUGCAUGUUUGCCAGCAGUGUUUAUGAUUACAUUAAAACGAAAAAUAAUCAACCAAAGAAGCCACUAUUCGUUGCAUUCUCUGUACUCACUAAUGCUCCAAAGAUUUUCACUGUGAAAAAAAGCAACAAUCCUAAUGUCAUCCAAUGCCUCAACGGCUUGCGUUGUUUCUCAAUGAUGUGGGUGGUAUUUGGUCACGGUUAUAUGACUUUCUACGAGUUGCCUCAUAUUAACAGAGAUAAAUUCUAUACCUGGGUCGAAACUCCCUAUUCCAUGUUGGUGCAAAACGCUACUCUCUGUGUGGAUACAUUCUUCUUCAUGUCUGGUCUAUUGAUGUUAUGGGGUGCUUUCCGCGAAAUGGAACGCACUAAAGGAAAACUGAAUCUGGGCUUGAUGUAUUUCCAUCGGUACAUUCGUUUGACUCCAGUGGUAGCUGUUGUUAUUCUCUAUAUCAUGUCACUUUACAAAUAUUCGGGUCAUGGUCCUAUGUGGAUGAAGAUCGGUACUCAAGAUGAUCGUUGUUCGGACACAUGGUGGGCAACUCUGUUGUAUGUGCAGAAUUAUGUUUUUCCUAAGAAGAUUUGCAUCAGUCAGUCUUGGUACUUGGCUGUAGAUACACAGCUCUACGUUAUUUCACCACUCAUCCUUAUUCCACUGUGGAAAUGGGGCAAGAAGGCGCUCGCUCCAAUUAUUCUCUUUGGUGUCCUUUGCAUGGGCUGCACUUUCGCUACUUUCAUGACAUGGAAAUUCACUCUCUUCCGUGUGGACGAUGAUCAUGUUGAUGAUCGCCAACGUUUGACCUACUAUCCCACGCACACCCGUGUGCCCACUUGGUUGAUUGGUGUUAUCUUCGGCUACUUCUUGUAUAAGUAUAACCGCGGUAGACAGAUUGCAUUGGCCAAGAAAUGGGUCAUUACCGGUUGGGUGUUGGCAUUUGGUGUUAUGUUGACCGAUAUGUGGGGUCCCUAUUGGCGUAUUCUACCUGAGAAUCCAAGUGCACCCAUUAUUGAAGGUGCAUUUUACGAACCAUUAAGUCGUGCUUCUUGGGCCGUCGCUAUUGGUUGGAUUGUGUGGGCCUGCUACAACGGUCAUGGCGGUAUAAUCAACGAUUUCCUCUCUUGGGGUUUCUUCACAGGCUUCAGCCGUCUCACAUACUGCAUGUAUGUAAUCCACAGAAUUGUUCAACUCGUGAAUGGUGGUCGUAUUCAAACCGAUACACACUUUGGCGAUUACGAAAUGGUCCUUCGCUGGUGGCAUGAUUUCGGCGUCGCCCUAACACUUUCCGUAUUCGCCACAUUGGCUUUCGAGGCACCCAUUUUGGGCAUUGAGAAGGCAAUAUUUGGACGUGGUGACAGUAAACCAGCACCUAAAAAAAUAGAACCAACGUCUGCUCCUACACCCACCGUGCCUGAAGUGACUGUUGAUGUCGACAAAACUGCAAUUCCUGAAGUGACCAAAGCUUAAGAACGACCAACCAUAUUAUGGUCUCUACUCGAGUAUUCUGAUAAAUUCAGAUAGAUAUUAGUCAAAGAAACAUUAAAAUGUAAUUCAAAUGUUAUAACGAAAACGACAAAUCGUAUUAUAUACGUUUUCUAAUGUUAAACAACUUAAUAAAUUGUAUUUAGUUCAAUUAAAUCAACAUUAUGGAAUCAA
Messenger RNA from Zeugodacus cucurbitae (melon fly), 2450 nucleotides. Its product is annotated as nose resistant to fluoxetine protein 6. The transcript has 8 exons. Lineage: Eukaryota; Metazoa; Arthropoda; Insecta; Diptera; Tephritidae. The coding region runs from base 105 to 2261 and encodes 718 amino acids. Gene Ontology annotation, molecular function: acyltransferase activity, transferring groups other than amino-acyl groups. The record is from RefSeq and is a predicted model, not a curated record.